Molecule: messenger RNA, 543 nt
Organism: Schizosaccharomyces octosporus yFS286
Lineage: Eukaryota; Fungi; Ascomycota; Schizosaccharomycetes; Schizosaccharomycetales; Schizosaccharomycetaceae
Exons: 1
Coding region: 1-543 (180 amino acids)
Source: RefSeq, a predicted model, not a curated record
AUGGAUCAAAAAGAAAAGGAAGGACAUCAAAAAACUGUCGAACCAGUAAAAGUUGCUUGUUUGAGCUCUUCUACAAAUUCUGACAGCGAUUUACCUAAAUACAGCGAAAUCCCAUAUUCUCAUGUUGACAAUAUGGAGAAGGGUAGUUUACGUUUACAGUCCGAUCCAGAUCCAGUUCCACCAUACUCAAGAAGACGACAUCAAGAAGCUUCUAUUGGCAUGGCGCAAGGAAACGGUCCCUCGAAUUCUUUACGGGUCUGUAAGGAGAUACUGUGGUUAAUUUUCUGGCCGGCAAAAAUUGCGAGAAUCCCGGAAGCACAGAGGAGACAAGAGAAUGAAGCUCUUCGGCUUGGUUGGUGCCUUAAUGGUUCAAUUAUAUUCAACUUUUUCUUUUCUUACAAAUACCUUGUCCCCUUUAUAAAGGAAUCAAUGAAAGAAUCUGUAUGGUUAUGGUUUCAAAUUACAGUAGCAGUUGUUCUUGUCAUCGCGACUUUCUACAUGUUCUUAUUUUUUGUUCAUGUAAGUGAAUUGGUGGAUUUGUAA